AUGAGUGACGAAUGGUCAGUGUUAUCAGGCGCCUACGAAGAUGUUCUUUUGCCACGAUUUCAACCACUGUAUAACUUCCUUGCCAACUUAAUACUCAAGCACAUAGCAUCGAGUCCUCAGGAAAAGAAGCUCCGUCUUCUUGAUUAUGGAACAGGGCCUGGUGAACCAUUAUUAACGAUUGUGAAGCUAUUGAAAGACAACCAAAUCGAAAAUAUUCAAUACGAAGGAAUGGAUUUGUCAUCUGGAAUGAUUGCAUUAGCGCAACAACGUUUGAAGAACUUCCAGAUUGAUUUAAAUCAUUCAGAUAGCAUCGCCAAUUCAGAGACUUACGCUUUCAUUGUUAGCUCUCUUGUGUUACCAUACAUAUCAAAUAAAAAUCAAUUACUACAAGAAUUUUACCAACAUCUGAAUAACGGUGGAUUAUUAAUAACUUGUCAUUGGUCAAAAGCAAGUCAAGUCGCAUUUCUUAGUAUACUGAAACGCGUCAUUCUAUUUAUGACUAACAAUCAGGAAAGCGUCGAAGGAAACCUCGACGAUGAUUCGUCAUUUUCAUGUGCAAAUGAAGAACUAACGAGGAGUCUGUACGAACAACAAGGCUUCCGAAUACGAGACUGGCUGCACUUCAAGUUGUCCAUGUCAUUUCCGGAUAUUCGAACAUUUCUUAGUUUUGCCCGGGUUGCACCAUGGUUCAACGAUGAAAAUCUAUAUUUGAAGGCUGAAAGUGAAGCCAAACGAAUCUUAACUGAAGAGCAUGGAAAAAACUUCUUUGAAAACAAGUCAUUUCAAUUAGAAAAUGAUGCUGUGAUUAUCAUAGCGACGAAAAACUAA
This is a messenger RNA of Adineta ricciae, 828 nucleotides long. The record is from the annotation of a GenBank genome assembly. Lineage: Eukaryota; Metazoa; Rotifera; Eurotatoria; Adinetida; Adinetidae.